Molecule: messenger RNA, 3031 nt
Organism: Ostrea edulis (European flat oyster)
Lineage: Eukaryota; Metazoa; Mollusca; Bivalvia; Ostreida; Ostreidae
Exons: 12
Coding region: 347-1645 (432 amino acids)
Source: RefSeq, a predicted model, not a curated record
UAUGCAAAUGUUGAAAACAACGUGGCUUACCUUUGCCAAUGGACUGGAUGGUUAAACCCAUGUGCGUGCUCUACAACCGAUGUAAUCCGUCAAUCCUGUAUAUUGUUAAAAAUAACUUGUGUUUGCACAUCGGAAGGCCUCGGGAACCAUGGUAUAACAAGUAUGGGACAUAUAGCCAAUCUCUAAAUGAUACAGUACUGAUGUCUGAAACUAAAGAUGACCUUCAAUACCAACUGAAUUGUUUUCAAAAAUACCGUGAAGAGUGGGAGUUGCAAUUGAACGUGGAUAAAACUAAAAUCAUUAUUUUUGGCAAAGCAGGCCAACCUUCUGAUGAAGACAGGUGAAAAUGUCUGAAACGCAGUCAACAAGGUCUGCUGUGUCAAGGUUAUCUGUAUUGGAUUGGGUGUGGAUUUACCUUCUAGUCACGUCAACAUGUCUGCGACCUAACAGGGCAACGAUACAACCAUGUGACGCUUCUCUUCAAACUAUCAAAGAUGAUUUUCGUUGCCCUCGAAAUCAGUUUGAAUGGAACAAAAAAGCAGAAGAGAUGAAAUGUGCUUCCUUCUCACAGAGCUGUACAGAGACAUCCGAUUUUGUAUAUCAUUGUUUAAGAAAUGCCUGGGGCAAUGGUACAAUACACGUAUGUGCACCAACAAGGAUUCUCUUUGGUGGAUCGUGUGCCGAAUUUAGCAAAGGAGGAGCACGUGUUCAAGAACACUACUUGGUGGGAUGUACGUCAUGUCCAUUCUAUUACAACUCUACGACAAGUUAUAUGUAUCAGGAGUGUUAUGAAAACAUCACAACACCAACGACAAUUUCAACAGAAAAAGAUUCGUCAUCCAUUAACUUCAAUGGGGAAGAUAUGAUCACAGCGGAAGAAAAAAAUGAAGGUGGUGUAAAGAGGAGUCUCCUACUGAUAGGAUUAAUUGUUAUCAUCAUCACAGUGGUUGUUACAUGUAUGUGUGUGGGAAAAUUUCUUUACGUACGGCGGAAAAGAACAGCAAAAUCUGAUUUACAAAUACAGCUGAGGUACAGAGAUCAAGAACAACCAGCUGAGAGAGACACAACAGGUAGUUUUAGUCCCCUAGAAUUUAAUCCAGAUUUCUUAAAUAUCUUGUGGAAAAUCGUGAAAGCAGAAAAUGAGGGAAAGGAUGUGUUGAAAAGAAAAAUUCAUGAAUCAGAGUGUCAUAAGAAAUAUGCAAACUACUGUUUAAAACCAAAUAUUGAACCAAUGAGCAUCACAGGAAACUGGCGGACAGAUUUAGGAAUACAAACUGCUGCAGAUGUAUUCAGCAUAAAAAUUUAUGUUGUUAUUCAGAUGGAAUCAGGUGAAACAAAAACAUAUUGUUUUUUCCCAAAGGAUUCCGAUACGGAGGAAUGGAUGAAAAUAGCUUUUGAAAAGGAAAAGGACAAACAAUAUAUGCUUUUGUCAGAUUUUAUUUCGUCAAAUGAAGAGGAUGCAAACCUAACUUAUGACGAUGUAUUUGAUCUUAAUCAGUUUAUAAAAAGUAAAUCAGAAUCUGAAGAGGGAACUUCAAAAGUCUUUGUACAGGAAACUACCUAUCUACAUCAUUUUCAGCUGGAUGAAUCAUCCGAGAAGGAUCAUAUGUUACAAAUAUCGGCACAGAUUGGACUUUUGACGUGAAAAUUGCCAUGUCAAGAUACGAUAUCAACCAGCUUCGAAAAGAGUUCCACCUGAUUAUACCUUGAUGCUAUCAUCGAUGGGUUUGGAUUUUCAUCUAGUUUUGACUGUGUGUCGGGUGUUUUAAAUCAUUUUUACGUUACUGUUAUAAUAAUAGAAAUCAUGAUGAUAUUAAUAACUAGAAUGUUCUUUAUUUACACAGGAUAGCACAAUGAGUUUCAUAACACGUUUACAUUAUGGUCCAGAAAACAUAUAUACAGACAGUAGUGUCAUACGGAGUUAUAAAUAGUAUAUAAAGUAUAUAAACUUAUGUUACAUACAUACGCUAUCUACUUGCAUGUACAUAACACGGAAAUCAAAACCAAAUACAUAUGUUUUUAAUUUACACGGUGAAAAAAUUAUGAAGAAAAAGGUAUGCGAAUUUAAAAUUUUCAAUGUUGCGUAACAUUUUAAAAAUCCUGAUAUAUUAUACCAUAUCUGUAAACUGUAAAUUGUUAGAUUUUUUUUUUUAAAUAUUGUGUCCUUGUCCUCUGGAUAUAAAAUGAAUUUCUUUGAGCUAACCUGGUAGCUCUACUGCUAGUUUUGUGUAAAGGUAAAUGAUCGGGAGUUAAACCAUGUAAAACUUGGAAGAAAAGAAUGGUAGUUCUAUAUACAACAUAGUGGAGUAAAGACAUAUAUCUAAGCCACUGCAUCAUGUCUGGUGUAGGUGUGUACAAAUUGCAUCUCGUUUUUGAAAGUUACAUUAUUUGUCAACAUCGUCCCUGUUUUUCACAUUGCCCUAAAACAGUACAACAGUAGUUAAACUAAAGAAAGACAAUUGUAUUAAUUUUCUUGAUUGUAUAUUGUUUAACGUACCGCUUAGGAACCUUUCACUCAUAUUGAAAUAUAACCAUUCCUGGUGAAGGGCUGUAAACAUUAGGCCUACCUCAGCAAUUACGGCCUUCGGACAGGGAGAUAUUUUUAUUGUGCCACACCUGCUGUGACACGGGCUUCGGGUUUUUGCGGUCUCAGUCGAAGUGCUGCCAAUUUAGUCGCCCCUUACGACAAUCUAUGGGAUACUGAGGACCUGUUUUAACAUGAAUCCCCAUUGGACCAAUGCUAUUACAAUUUUAGUAAUAAUUCAGAUGACAAGAAUGCACGUAAUCUAGACAAAACACCUAUUUUUGCAACUUUUUGGAUAUAAUUCCAUCAACUUUAGUGAGUGGUCAAUAUAAACACCAAGUAGUUUUGUAUGUGAUAUAUUUUCAAUAACGACACUGCCCACUUGUAUAGACAUUGUUGUACAAUUUCAUCAUCUUCGCUCCGUAACAAUUGUCAUUCUUUGUGUUUUCGUAAAGUUGAUUGUAAAUUUCUUUUCAUCUUUUGAUUAUAGAAGUAUUUUUAAAAUCA